Molecule: messenger RNA, 1176 nt
Organism: Cadophora gregata
Lineage: Eukaryota; Fungi; Ascomycota; Leotiomycetes; Helotiales; Ploettnerulaceae
Exons: 7
Coding region: 1-1176 (391 amino acids)
Biological process (GO): nucleotide-excision repair; proteasome-mediated ubiquitin-dependent protein catabolic process
Cellular component (GO): cytosol; nucleoplasm
Molecular function (GO): proteasome binding; damaged DNA binding; polyubiquitin modification-dependent protein binding
Source: RefSeq, a predicted model, not a curated record
AUGAAGCUCACUUUCAAAGAUUUGAAGCAGCAGAAGUUCGUGAUCGAAGCCGAACCAUCGGAGCUGAUUUCCGAUGUAAAGGAGAAAAUUGCUAAAGAGAAGGGAUGGGAGGCCUCGAACCAGAAGCUGAUCUACUCAGGCAAAAUUCUGCAGGAUGCUCACACCGUGGAGUCCUAUAACAUUGAGGAGAAAGGCUUCAUUGUCUGCAUGGUCUCAAAGCCUAAGGCUACACCAGCAAGCGCCGCUUCAACAGCGAAAGCCCCUCCAUCAACACCUGCCCCAGUCGCCGCCUCAACUCCCGCAGCCCCCCAAGCUCCAGCUCAGUCGACAUCCUCUGCUCCCGCGAUCCCCGCAACUCCAUCCCCAGCUGGAUCAGGUGCCGCUCCAGCAGCAAUUCCGUCAACACCAUCUGGAGCUACCUCUGGUAUUUCCAUGGGUGCUGAGCGUGCUGCGCAAAUCGCUGAGAUGGAGAGCAUGGGUUUCGAGAGAUCACAGAUAGAUGCUGCUAUGCGUGCGGCUUUCUAUAACUCGGAGCGUGCUAUUGAGUAUCUCCUGAAUGGCAUCCCAGAGAACCUUCAACAAGAGCAGAGAGCCCCAGCACCCCCUGCUGCUCAGGGUGAAGCUGCUCCAGCUGCCGCUACUAUCAACCAAGGAGGCGAUGGAGGUGAGGAGCCAGUAAACCUCUUUGAGGCCGCAGCCCAAGCUGGCGCAGGUGGACGUGGAGGUGCUGGAGCUGGAGCCCGGGGAGGAGCUGCGAACCUGUUUGCCGGCGCAGGAGCUGGAGCUGCUGGAGCUGAGGGCUUGGGAAACCUUGACUUCCUCCGCAAUAACCCCCAAUUCCAGCAACUUCGCCAAGUCGUCCAGCAACAACCACAAAUGCUUGAGCCUAUCCUUCAACAAGUCGGUGCCGGCAACCCACAACUAGCUGCUUUGAUUGGUCAACAUCCGGAGCAAUUCUUACAACUCUUGAGCGAGGAUGGUGACAAUGAUGCGCCACUUCCACCCGGAGCCCAGGCUAUCAGUGUCACUGAGGAAGAGCGUGCUGCUAUCGAGCGGUUAUGUCUUCUCGGAUUCCCCCGCGAUCAAGCCAUUCAAGCGUACUUCGCAUGUGAUAAGAACGAAGAGCUCGCAGCCAACUUUCUCUUCGAUCAACCAGAUGAUGACAUGGAGGGCUGA